Molecule: messenger RNA, 1507 nt
Organism: Musa acuminata subsp. malaccensis (wild Malaysian banana)
Lineage: Eukaryota; Viridiplantae; Streptophyta; Magnoliopsida; Zingiberales; Musaceae
Product: phosphoribulokinase, chloroplastic-like
Biological process (GO): carbohydrate metabolic process
Cellular component (GO): cytoplasm; chloroplast
Molecular function (GO): ATP binding; phosphoribulokinase activity
Source: RefSeq, a predicted model, not a curated record
AGAGGAAGUCAGACCACACUUUCUCUUUUAUCUUCAUGCUCUCUCUCUCUCGACUUCACCUCCCAAUUUCUUUCCUCAAAAAACCUUGGGAGGAAAGAGCAAAGGCUCGAUUCAGCUGCAGCUGAGCUCAUAGGGAAUGGCAACCUGUGCAGUCUAUACCACUCCAUCCCUCCACUCAUGUUCUAUCACCAGCCCAGCAAAGACUUCAUUGGGCUUCCACCAAAGGCAGGUCAUCUUCUUCACUAGCAGGAGAAUUACCAAGAGAGGAGGGAGGAGUACCUCAGAGGUCACGUGCUCUGCUGAGGCUAAGACGGUGGUGAUAGGGCUGGCAGCAGACUCGGGCUGCGGGAAGAGCACCUUCAUGAGGAGGCUGACGAGUGUGUUCGGAGGUGCAGCUGAGCCACCCAAGGGAGGAAACCCAGACUCCAACACAUUGAUCAGUGACACCACCACUGUCAUAUGCCUGGAUGACUACCACUCCUUGGACAGAACCGGGAGGAAGGAGAAGGGUGUCACUGCUCUGGACCCGAGGGCCAACAACUUCGACCUCAUGUAUGAGCAGGUGAAGGCUCUCAAGGAUGGAGUUGCCGUUGACAAGCCCAUCUACAACCAUGUCACCGGCUUGUUGGACCCCCCUGAGCUCAUCCGGCCACCCAAGAUUCUGGUCAUCGAAGGUCUGCACCCCAUGUUUGAUCCCCGUGUGAGGGAACUGUUGGACUUCAGCAUCUACUUGGACAUCAGCGAUGAGGUCAAAUUCGCAUGGAAGAUUCAAAGAGACAUGGCGGAACGCGGGCACAGUCUCGAGAGCAUCAAAGCCAGCAUCGAAGCUCGAAAGCCCGACUUCGAUGCAUACAUCGACCCGCAGAAGCAGCACGCCGAUGCCGUCGUCGAGGUUCUCCCGACGCAGUUGAUUCCCGACGACAACGAAGGCAAGGUGUUGCGGGUGAGGUUGAUCAUGAAGGAAGGGUUGAAGCACUUCAGCCCGGUCUACCUGUUCGACGAAGGCUCCACCAUCUCUUGGAUCCCAUGCGGGAGGAAGCUCACCUGCUCGUACCCUGGCAUCAAGUUCGCUUACGCCCCGGACACCUACUACUCCAAUGAGGUCUCGGUGUUGGAGAUGGACGGACAAUUCGACAGGUUAGAUGAGCUGAUCUAUGUGGAGAGCCAUUUGAGCAACCUCUCCACCAAGUUCUAUGGGGAGGUGACGCAGCAGAUGCUGAAGCACUCCGACUUCCCCGGCAGCAACAACGGGACCGGUCUGUUUCAGACGAUCGUCGGGUUGAAGAUCAGGGAUUUAUUCGAGCAGAUUGUUGCCGAGAGGGCAGCUGCUGUUGCUGAGGCAGCCAAAGUCUGAGACUGCACUACUCCCUUACCAAAGCAGUCAUCGUCUUCUUCCGUGCCUCUUUGCAUGUUUAUUCUCCUACACUUGUACGCACUCAUGCGAUGAUUUUACUUGGAAUAGCAACGCAAUGCAGGAGAGGUGAAGAGAAAACGUGAUCUCCAUCAA